AGUAAUGCAGUGUGACUGCUGAGGAAAAACGCGUUGCGCUCCACUUUGGAGCCUCGCGGGCAUCCGUAGCGUCAUUUCCGGAAGACGGCAGGAAAGAUGGCGGCCGAGUCAAACGAGUCCGAAACGGCAUUGAAUAUGAGUCCUACAUCCAGAGAUGAGCCUCCCAGCCCAGGAGAAACGGAGCAGCGUGAGAGAAAGGCCAGCACAAGUUCAUCUGAGGAUGGAGACAGUGAUGGUGAUAACCGCAGGAGGGUUGUUGAUGGCCAGCGUAACCCUGAAGCAGGUAGACCCGAGGGUUCAGCUCAACCUGAGGAUGCUGGCUCCAGAGAUGGGAGUCCACGAGUGGGCAGCCCUGUGGCAAGAGCAUCAUCCAGGGCCCGGCACAAUCAAGGGUCCAGCGGCUCAGACAGUGACAGCAGUGAAGACGACAGUGAUGACGGUGUUAUGCACAGGAUAAAGAGCAGUGUCACACACAUCAAGCGCGCCUCUGACGACGAGAGCAAAAACAGACAAAGAAGCUCCUCACCUGACAGGGACGAAAAGAAGUCACAGUCAAGAUCCCACUCCAGAUCCCGCUCUAGAUCUCGUUCUCCUCAAGAACGUUACGGAAAGGGUCGUAGGUCCAGGGAGCGGGAGCGUGAGCGAGAUCGAGACCGCUAUGAUGACCGGGAUCGUUAUGAGCGGCGCUUCAGCAGAGAGAGGGAUUGGGAACACAGAAGGAGGGGAAGGUCAGCCUCCCCAGCCAAAAAUGAUAAACCUCCCACUGAGGAGCCUCCAGUGAAGAAGAGGAAGGAAGCGCUGGACCCCAUCCUAACCCGCACCGGUGGCGCCUACAUCCCACCGGCCAAACUGCGAAUGAUGCAGGCUCAGAUCACUGACAAGAGCAGUUUGGAGUAUCAGAGGAUGAGCUGGGAAGCCCUGAAGAAGUCCAUCAAUGGUCUGAUCAACAAAGUAAACGUUUCCAACAUCGCCAACAUUAUUCAAGAGCUGCUGCAGGAGAAUAUUGUGAGGGGCAGGGGUCUUCUGGCAAGGUCUACACUUCAGGCCCAGGCUGCCUCUCCCAUCUUCACCCAUGUGUACGCUGCUGUGCUGGCCAUCAUCAACUCCAAGUUUCCUCAGAUCGGAGAACUUAUACUCAAGAGACUUAUCCUCAAUUUCCGGAAAGGUUACAGGAGGAACGAUAAACAACAAUGUCUCACAGCAUCCAAGUUUGUGGCUCAUCUCAUCAACCAGAAUGUGGCUCAUGAAGUCCUGUGUCUGGAGAUGUUAACCCUGCUGUUAGAAAGACCCACUGAUGACAGUGUGGAAGUGGCCAUCAGCUUUCUAAAAGAGUGUGGUCUCAAACUGACAGAGGUCUCACCCCGAGGCAUCAAUGCUAUCUUUGAACGUCUGAGGAACAUCUUGCAUGAAUCAGAGAUAGAUAAGCGUGUACAGUACAUGAUUGAGGUGAUGUUUGCCAUCAGGAAGGAUGGGUUUAAGGACCACCCUAUUAUCCCAGAUGGGCUUGACCUAGUGGAGGAAGAGGACCAGUUCACACACAUGCUUCCUCUGGAGGACGAUUACAACACAGAGGACAUCUUAAAUGUCUUCAAGUUGGAUCCCAACUUCCUGGAGAACGAGGAGAAGUACAAAGCAAUUAAACGGGAAAUUCUUGACGAAGGAAGCAGUGAUUCUGGUGAUGACGCUGGUGGCAGUGGAGAUGAUGAAGGUGAUGAUGAUGAUGAAGAUGAAGACGAGGCAGCUGGAGAAGAACAAGAGAAAGUCACUAUAAUCGACCAGACAGAGGUGAACUUGGUUGCGUUCCGUCGAACGAUUUACCUCGCCAUCCAGUCAAGUUUGGACUUCGAAGAAUGCGCCCACAAGUUGAUAAAAAUGGAUUUCCCCGAGAGCCAGACGAAAGAGCUGUGCAACAUGAUCCUGGACUGUUGUGCCCAGCAAAGAACAUAUGAGAAGUUCUUUGGUCUCCUAGCUGGGAGGUUUUGCCUGCUGAAGAAAGAAUAUAUGGAGAGUUUUGAAGCCAUCUUCCAGGAACAGUAUGAAACCAUCCACCGGCUUGAAACCAACAAAUUGCGUAACGUUGCUCGAAUGUUCGCUCAUCUCCUCUACACAGACUCCGUUCCAUGGAGUGUCCUUGAAUGCGUUAAAAUGAGUGAAGACACAACGACGUCCUCCAGUCGAAUCUUUGUGAAGAUUUUGUUCCAGGAACUUUGUGCUUAUAUGGGUUUGCCAAAACUGAAUGAGAGACUGAAGGACAUGACUCUUCAGUCUUUCUUCGAGGGUCUUUUCCCACGUGACAACCCGAGGAACACGAGAUUUGCCAUUAAUUUCUUCACAUCAAUUGGCCUUGGAGGACUUACGGAUGAGUUGAGAGAACAUCUGAAGAACGCUCCUAAGAUGAUCAUGACCCAGAAUCAGGACGUGGAGUCAUCUGAUUCUUCCUCCUCUUCCUCUUCUUCUUCAGACUCCUCCUCAUCUUCAGAUUCCUCAUCUGACAGCGGCAGCAGCGACAGUGACUCGGAUUCGUCCAGCAACUCAGACUCCUCCUCCAGCAGUGACAGCUCCUCAGGCUCUGACUCAAGGCGUAAGAAGGCCUCAAGCAAAAAAAAGGACAAGAACAAGGAAAAGAAGAGGUCCAGUAAGGCAGCAAUCCAGCGGUCUCCUCUGGAGGAGCGGCCCAGCAAAAAACACGAGAACCGGCGGCAAGAUGGCAGCAAUGAGGACCGCCGCGGAACUGACAAGCACCAGAGAGAUUCUCGCCGCCGGGGACACGAGGACGAGUUGCCCCCCGCUCGACAGCGAGGAGAACCUGAACGCGGGAGAGGACAUAAAGAGCAGCAGCACCACAGGCACGCUCCAGACCAUGAGGACAGACAGCUGGAUUCACGCAGGCACAAGGACGACGGCAAAAACUCCCGAGCGGACAAGGACAAAGAUAGACGCAGAAGCAGAGAGAAGGAGCCUCUGCGGCGGAGCCGGGACAGGUCAAAGUCACGAGAGAGGAGCCACAAAGAGAUCGACUCCAGGGAGUCGUACAAGAACGGCUUGGAGAGGGCGGACAAAGAGAACAGGCAUUCUGACAGAUACAAAGAGUCCAGGAGGAAAGACGAGAGGAGCAGGGAUAGCUCACCGAGGAGACACAGAUAGCCACCUGAAGGAAGACGGAAUAAGAUCAUGAUAUCGUACCAGUUUUGAGCCGUUUCUCGUUCACUGUGGCUUUCACCCUUGUGCUUUUGCUUAGCCUCUGUGUUGUUAUACAGUAAAACAUAAUGAUUUUUUUGAGCAGUCGUUGAAAGGACUCUUGUGGAAAUGUACCGUACAUGCACAGAUGCUGUGUAAGCUGUUCCUGAACAAUUUUAGCGGUUAAACAAGGCUGUGUUCAUAUUGUCGGGGGCAUUUUGUAUUUUAUGUAUCCUUGCCCAAUAGUAUUUUUGCUGUUGUUUUGGAAGUAAUUGGGAAAAGCAAGAUUAAAGAUGACAUUUGCUAUAAAUUUAAAAGGUUCACUGUG
Messenger RNA from Onychostoma macrolepis, 3505 nucleotides. RefSeq names its product CWC22 spliceosome associated protein homolog (gene cwc22). Gene Ontology annotation, biological process: mRNA splicing, via spliceosome. The transcript is spliced from 21 exons. Gene Ontology annotation, cellular component: catalytic step 2 spliceosome. The record is from RefSeq and is a predicted model, not a curated record. Gene Ontology annotation, molecular function: protein binding; RNA binding. The coding region runs from base 97 to 3144 and encodes 1015 amino acids. NCBI's taxonomy places the organism in Eukaryota, Metazoa, Chordata, Actinopteri, Cypriniformes, Cyprinidae.